UUCACCAGAAGUGGCGAUGGCGUUUUUUGGCCUGUGUUGCUCCGCGACCGAAAAGUGGUGUUUCCGUGGCAUUUUCUAUGAGAAACGGGAUCGUUAGUAUCGCUUUUGUGAUUCGUAACGAGUGGAAACGCGCGAGAACGACGGCUACGUAGCAAGAGGUUAGAAAGAGGAAGUGCGAAAACGGUGGACGGUUAAGUACAUGAACUCCCGCUUUCUACGGCCGGCGAACGUAUUUAUCUACUGCAGCAAAUGUAAUAUUUUAACAAGGAGGUACGAGUAACUCAAUUCGGAAGACACGUCUCGCUGCGCGUAAUCAAUCGUGUAUGCUGAUAAAAGAGAGAUAAAGAGAUGUCAGAAACGGAGAAGAAAGAGAGUGGUAUGAUGGAGGACCAGGACACGUCCUCUGGAAACUUAGAAAAGCACAGUAUGUCCAUAUCGAACGAAGUCAACAGCUUGAACGAAAGUCAAGACUUUCGUCUGGUAGAUACGAGCGACGACGAGUCGCAGCAGAACUUGGAGAAUGCAAGGAACAAGGAAGUACCACAUUCUGUGUCUGGUGACAAAGUGGAUGUCACUUUGAACGAAGUGAGAAUAACGGUCGAGCAGACAACGAUGCCCGAGGUACAAGACGACGAUGGUGUAAAGGUGGAGUAUACGCAGGAUGUCGAGCUUACGAAAAGAAAAGAGGAUGAGGGAGAACAGAAAACUGUGAACGAAAGCAGCGUCCCGCAGAGCAAAGAGCAGUAUACCAACGAGGAUGAGGAAAUAAUACAGUGCACGCCACCUGCAACUUCUUCGCCAUGCCAGAAGCAAAUUGCUGCUAAUGUGGUGACCAGUCUGAAACGCAAGGCAGAAUCGCUUGAUGAGCCACCUGUGAAAAUUUUAAGACUAGCGUCCAAAGAGGAUACGACGUCUGAGGAGAGAAUUCAGGAGGAAGAGGAAAGCUGCCACUCGUUCAAGUCUGACGAUUCUCAUCAUGAAUUUCCAAAAAAUUACUCAAACGCAAAUGUUAUAAUUGCAGAGACUCAGGAUGCUGAGGAAAACGAGGACGCGAAAGACGUAGUAGAAUUGCCAGCAACGUAUAAAGAGAGAGCCAGAGACGAGAAGCAGAACCCCGAGUUGGAAAUGAAAGAUUACGAGAUAGACAAGAACAAAAAUUUUAACGAUACGUCGAAAUUAUAUCAAGCUAUUACGAAGAGAGACUUUAAUGAUGAGAUAUCAGAGUUGAAAGAUACGUCAGAGUCCAGCGAGAAUAGGACAACGCAAGUAGAGAAAGAUUCUCCCUUAAAAGCCGUUGCAGUCGAGAAACUAAAAUCUGAUCUGGGUAAUAAAAACACUGAUGGUACCAAACCAAUUGAAGCGAAAGACAGUAAAGUAACAUACAACGAGAAAACAGAAGACAAGGCAAAUGGUAUUGAUACUGCAAGAAAUACCACUUUGCAACAAAACAGCAGCAGUAUUCAAGAAAUCCUGGUUCCUGAAGAAUCAAGCGAAUCUCACACCAACACGUGCUCCACCAACAUAUCUAAAUCAAGAAUGAGCAUAGAACUUCUGUACGAUCAAACUACUAUUCGCGAGGUUAAGCCAAAAUCUACAGAAUUAGUAGAAAUUGACGAAGACGGUGAAAAGAUAGUGUUGGAUUCGUCUCAAGAAGAAUCGGAGGGGAAAACAGAAACUAGGAGUGGCCUGGAUAACACCAAAUCUGACACAAUAUACAAAAGUUGCUUAGAAACUAAAAGUAGCAGUGAAUUUAGUUAUAAAUCAAUAGAGAAUACCAAAGAAUCGUCUAUUGAUUUGGUUAAGUCUAGCAAUAAAUUGGUAAAUGGAAGUAGCGAAUCAAAGAAAUGCGACACAGACAGCACUGUUAGUCUACAGUCAGACACGUUUAACGAUAUGCCAGUUCUGGAUAAAGCAGAGAGCAUUGGCGCGGUUACGCAUAAUGCAAAUAAACAAAUUAAAGCAAUCUCUGUGUCUAAAGACAGCGAUCACGCCGAUUUGUUAAGUGUAAGUGACAAUGAGCCUGAUGUUUUUAUUGUAGAUGACAAGAGUAAAUCAAACUCGACUCAUAGUAGUUCUAUCACGAAAGCCUUACAAAUGGAGAAAGAGAUCGGUAUAUAUGUCAGAAUGAAAUGCUUGCUGCACAUUGACGAAGGUACAAAGGAAUAUGUGAGUAAAGAGAUUACGAAUGUGCAGUGUGAGACUAUCGCUGCAGAGCCCACUCUAUCGAGGCAGAAAAACAAUGACACGUCUGCUUCGUUGGCAGAUAUAUCUGGUAAUGACAACAAGGAAGCAUCCCCCGGUUCAGUAAAUAGUAAUCCGCAAUUGUAUCAAUUGAAUCCUUCCAGACUUUCAUUUGCCUCGACAAUCAGCUCUUUGAGUUCUGUGUCCAGUGCCGCUUCGUUGGCAGCCAAGCUUGCAAUAAGAGACAAUAUACACUUCUCUUUGCCAAGAGCACCAGCGAAACAUGCAAAGAGACUCGCGCAAGAUAUUCACUCGCUGACCGAGAAACAAGCAAUAGACGAGACGUACGAACGUCUGAACAAAGAAUGGCAGAACAGUCGCCUUCUUACAACGACCAUAUUGAACUUCGCGAACGCAGAACUCGCUGGAACUGAAUCGUACAACAUCAGCAACGAGAGGAUAGACGACCAAUUGCAGAAGAUCCGGUGUUCCACGCCGGAAGUACAGCAAGAUGUGGUCCAGCUGCAAACUCCCAAAAGCACGAAGAAGAGCAAAGCGGUGAAGAGGCCGAAAAGUAAAGUCGCCAAGUCGGACGACCAGUCGAACGGAGUGAACAAAAUUCCAAAGGUGUCGAGCCUCGCGGAGAGCACGCCAAACAAAAAGAAGAGUAAAAUGGAACAUACGAGCAAUGUACUGCCGAGCACCGUGAACGUUUCGACAAAGCCUCACGUGAUAGCAGAUGAGUUGAUCGGCAAGGACGUGUUUGCGAAAUGGUCCGACAAUAACUAUUACCCUGGCACGGUCAUCGACAAGAUAAAAAUGAAGUACAAGGUAAACUUCUACGACGGAAAGAACAAGAUACUCAUAGAGGAUUUUGUUAUACCGAUACCGAAGGUUUUGAAGGAGGGCCUGUCCGUAUACGCUGCUACCAAGAACUACGACUACGGAUCGUGCGGCAUAAUCGUUCACGCUGAGACUAUAGGUAACGAGGUGUAUUACACGGUGGAGACGGACGAAGGAGAGAAGCUGCGAGUACAGAUCAAAGAUCUCUCAUUGUCGGCCGAUCAAGCUCAAGUGCUGAAGGAGGAGAUCGAUCUGGAGAACAAAAACCUACCAUCCACGCCGAAACAUCUGGGCCAAGUAACGUUAGACAACAUGGUCGAUGGAAAACGACGUUCCAAACGUAUUUCCACGCCCAGUUUUACCACUCCUAAAUCUAGACUAAUUCAGACAUUCGCGAACAGACUCGAGGUAGAGCCGUCGGUCUCGGGUAUAACGUCAACGAUCAAGAAAGAGAGGAAGGUGUUCACCGAAAGCGACGGCGUUUCCAGCGACUCGAACGUCUCUAUGAAGGUUGACCCUGAAUUCUCCAUUGGCAUACAACCGGAGAUAAUUGGGACCCCGUACGAGCAGGUUGUGAAAGGGCCGCAGAGUCGAAUCAAGAGCAAGUCGAGAAGUAAAAAGAAAGUGGACGACGAGGAGACGAUCGCGACGUUUGGCCCGAUUCCGCACACGGACUCGAAUCUCUUUAAAGGCAUGUCUUUUCUUCUUACUUGCGUAACGUUAGAGAGCAUCGAUCGGUUUCAGGACGACAAGGACGACAAAUAUGACAAAUCCUCGGAUCCAGGAACGUCGGAGGACGAGUUAGAAUGGUCGAAGAAACCCUUUAUAAGAGAUAGACUGACCAAACAGAUCGUGGCAGGUGGUGGAAAGGUCUAUGCAGACUUCAACGAAAUCCCUCAAGACGAGUACAAAAACACGAAACUAAUAACGAACGUGCCAAACACAACUGCAAAAGCCCUCCUGUGUCUUUCGGUCGGUAUACCCGUUUACAACCACAACUGGAUAAUCAGAUGCUGUCAGGAGGGCAAGCUGGUAAAUCCAGCUGAAAAUGGAUUGCCAGCGGGAUGGAGUUUGGAAAAAAAUGCGUAUAUUGAAAUGUUCCAAAGACCCAGCAACAAACCACUCACUCAGGUUGUUGUAAUAAUUCCAGUUGUAGAGUCUGAGAAACAGUUUGCUCCAUUUUGGCGUCAGGUCUGUGAAAACGCAGGUGCUGUUGUCAUAUUAGCAGAUAAACGAGGUGCAGUGGAAAGUUUCGAACAGGGAACUGUAGUUCUUACAAAUAGUUUAUGCCCGUCGUGGGCAGUGGAGGAAGCUAGUAAACUACAAAUCCCAUUGCUUUCCACGACAUGGGUCGUUCAGUGUUUGAUAGAGGGGAAAUUAUGUCCGUAUGAUGGAAAAAGUCGUUAUAAAUACAAUUAUAAAAAAAAUUAGCUACAUUUAACAGCCGGGAAAUUGCACAUAUAAUUUUGAAAACAGGUGAGAUAUUCUGUCUUCAUAAAUUAUGAAAUCUUCUAUUUUCAUUAUAUCAUUCUAGAUAUAUCCAAUAGAACAAGAAUAUUAUUUCCAAAUAUUAUCAGACACUUCAAAGCACAUCUAUUUUCUUUCAUUCUCACGUAUCUAUUAUAAAGUACUGGUACUUUAAAGUCGUUGUUUCAGUAGUUUUCCAAUGACGUUACAAAAUCUAUUUUUGAUAAGUGUCUGAUAAAAAAAGAAAUUAUAUUACAGUAGCUAAAUAUGAUUCUAUUAAUAAAGUAUGUGUAAAAUUACUUUAUGGUUGACAAUGUCGAAGAAUGUUUUAUAUAUUGCGUAUUGUACGGACAUCCGAUGUAAAGAUUUCUGUUUCUUGCGAUUUUUUCAUUAUACAGAACGUAUAUAUGUUUAUUAUAUAUCACAUUACUUAUAAAAAAAAAAAAAAAAAAAAAAAAAAAAAAAAAAAAAAAAAAAAAACAAAAAACGUAGAGUUAGAAUUUUGUAACAUUUUGUAUAAAUCAAAUUCUAAAUCAAAAAUGACUUUUGUAAAAAAAAAAAGCAAACAAAAAAACAAAUGAAUUUUAAGAAGUUUCGUAAUUUAUAGUCGCAAUUUUCGCGAUCCGAUGUUAUUAUUUCACUAACACUAAGUUUUUUAACACAGAUAAUUUGUCGUAUUAUUUUAAAAUAUCACCUUGCAGAAAGUUAAAACGAUACGCGAAUAGUAUAAUAUAAUUAGAAAUCUAAUAAUAAUUCAUAUUUACAUUAAUGUUGUAAAUAACUUGAUAUUGUUUUUUCUUUCGUAUUUAGCAUAUUCAUAUAUCAAAUAACGCAUUCAAUUACACACGAAUUAUUAUUACAUUUCAAGAGCAAUUUUCUCCUCGCAUUUACAUAAACAAUUAUCUGUUUUUUUUUUUUUUUUUUUUUCAAAAAAGGAAACAAACUUUUCACCAUCAGGAAAUAGACAAUUUGUUAUAAGAACUAUUUUUUCAUUAAGAUUUCAUUAAGAUAUGAUUCUAACUUGUAUUCGUUAACUGUAAUUCGGUGACUUCGCAACAAAUAUUAAAAUAACUGUAAAUCAAAGACAAGUGGGUGGAUGUGUCCUGUAAAUAUUUUUUUACGUAAAAUUAUAGCGCAGAACAAAAUCUAUUUACAUUACAAUUUUUAUGUACUGGAUAUAUAUCCCAGAGGAAUUUAUAGAACUCAUUACUUAUUCAUAAUGGGUAUAUGUUCAGUAAGAAAACAAAUAUCAAGCGAGUUGCCUCUAAACACUUCAAGUUAAGAUAGCAUUAACGUUCUUUAAAUGAUGAAAUGUACAAGAGGAUUUAUCCUGUGAAGUGUUUCCCAACACUUUAAUUAAUUUACAGAAUGACUUUUGCGUUGAACCAAAUAUCGAUAAGAAAAAAAAUGAAAGAAAUUGUAUGUGGUGGUUGCACAUAUGCGAAUGUGUAUAUAUAAGUAAAUAUAUACAUAUACUACAAAUUUUACUGUAAGAUGUAGCUAUUAUGUAAAAUGUUUGGGGAUAAAAUACAGUGACAUAUUUUGGCAAA
Frieseomelitta varia is the source of this 6041-nucleotide messenger RNA. RefSeq lists its product as uncharacterized. The transcript is spliced from 4 exons. Gene Ontology annotation, molecular function: histone binding. Gene Ontology annotation, cellular component: nucleus. Bases 349 to 4455 code for a protein of 1368 amino acids. Gene Ontology annotation, biological process: DNA damage checkpoint signaling; positive regulation of transcription by RNA polymerase II. The record is from RefSeq and is a predicted model, not a curated record. NCBI's taxonomy places the organism in Eukaryota, Metazoa, Arthropoda, Insecta, Hymenoptera, Apidae.